AUGCCUCUAUUAAAUACAAAUACUAAUACCUAUACCCACAUCCAUACCCAAUACCUAAUACCAAAUACCCACAUUAUACCUACACCCCAGGAGUUUCAAGGUACACCCUCCCUGAAGUUAUUAGACGAUGGCGACCCGUCUCAAGAAGCAUCCUGCAUCGCCCCCAAAAGCCACCGCGGCUCGCGACUCUGCUGUUGUACUGGCAUUUAUCGUGCUUCGACCUCCUUCUACCCCGACACCCCUCCUGCCAGCGACGCAGGGCCUGGGUCUCCCUUAGCAGACUCGACCAAGGAAGAAAGGACUCCACAACCAGUCAAGCGGAUACAGACGCAAGAGAAGCUUGAGAAAUUCAUUGCAAAUACUGGAGCCGCUCUCAUCCAGCUCGUCAAUAAUCAUUGGGAACGACUUGCCGCUGGCCUGAAGGUGCAAGAGCUUCACGGCGACCCUUUCAGUAGCGACAAGCGGCUACGGCGAGUAUAUCAUUACCACGAGCUCCGGAGGCUGAGAGUGGAGACAGAGCUGCACUGGUUGCGGCGGGCACUAUCGCUAAUCAGGAACCUCCGCGACUUCCAGGAAUAUCUGGAAGAGAACGGCUACCGUCCUUCAGACACCUCCAAUCAUCGGCUUCGUCAUGCCUACCUGUACUACCAAGUAAAGGAUCCUCUUAACAAGCUCGAACUCAUGGCAAAGAUCGAGGCCGUCGGUAGCGCGUCUGGGCAGGAGCUCACUAUCAGGAUCCCGUAUGCUCCUACGACCCACAAUGGUCCCAGGAAACUUGCUCCCGGGACUAUAGGGCUUCCUGGGAAUAGUGAUCCCAUGACACCCCGCUGUCCCGGGAUACUCACUGGUCUCAGGAGCCGGCAAAGUUAA
This is a messenger RNA of Hyaloscypha bicolor E, 870 nucleotides long. RefSeq lists its product as uncharacterized. The record is from RefSeq and is a predicted model, not a curated record. Lineage: Eukaryota; Fungi; Ascomycota; Leotiomycetes; Helotiales; Hyaloscyphaceae. Bases 1 to 870 code for a protein of 289 amino acids. The transcript is spliced from 3 exons.